UGCAAACGAAUCCUUGUUGAUUGAUUUUAGAUUAGUAGUUAAAAUACCAAAAUGAAAAGUUGUGUCUUUCUUUGAUCUUUUCUUUUAAUCCCAUCCAAAAACUGGAACCCCCUCUUAAGAUCUCUAUUUUGUUUUCUUUUUUCAAAUCGACACAGAAAGAAUUGAUCUUUUGAGAGGGUGCCAGUUUCUUUUUUUUUGUUCAUUCAUCUUCUCCAAUCUUGUUUUUGCAAUUUUUUCCCGGGAAAGUUUUCAUUUUUAUUAUUUUUUUGGGGGAGGGAUUGAAAAAAAGAUUUGAGAAAAAUGUGGGGAGCCUUCGCAGAACCAGCAGAUUCUUAUUACCAGAUUCGUCCUGAGUGCACUGAUGUCCCCAAUACCAAAUUCAAGAUCAAACCUGGUAAAACUCUGAGUGUAAGAAAAUGGCAAGCUGCAUUUACAACAGAAGGGUUCCUUGAUAUGGGCAAAACUCUUAAUAGAAUCCAACGAGGGGGGAUCCAUCCAUCGAUUAGAGGAGAAGUCUGGGAAUUCUUACUUGGUUGUUAUGAUCCAAAGAGCACAUUUGAAGAAAGAGAGCAAAUCCGACAACGUAGAAGAUUGCAGUAUGCUUCUUGGAAGGAGGAAUGUAAACAAAUGUUUCCCGUUAUCGGAAGUGGUGGAUUCAUUACCGCACCUGUAAUUACCAGCAAGGGUGAACCCAUUUACGAUCCUCUUGUACUACAAGAAACAAACUUAGGUGCGAAUGGAUCAGAUUUCUUCAAAGAGCUUGCAAGCCGCGGACCUUUGGACCAGAAAGUGAUCCAAUGGCUGCUAACACUUCACCAGAUAGGUCUUGAUGUGAAUCGCACAGAUAGGACUUUGGUAUUCUAUGAGAAAAAGGAGAACUUGUCUAAGCUCUGGGAUAUUCUAGCUCUUUACGCCUGGAUAGAUAAUGACGUUGGUUAUUGCCAAGGUAUGAGUGAUCUUUGUUCACCUAUGAUUAUGCUUCUUGAAGAUGAAGCUGAUGCUUUUUGGUGUUUCGAACGAUUGAUGCGCCGAUUGAGAGGAAACUUUCGGGACACAGGGAGAUCAGUUGGAGUCGAAGCACAACUUACUCAUUUGGCUUCAAUCACUCAGAUUAUUGACCCUAAACUUCAUCAUCACUUAGAGAAUUUGGGUGGUGGUGACUAUCUCUUUGCGAUUCGAAUGAUCAUGGUUCAGUUUCGAAGAGAAUUCUCUUUUUGCGACUCCUUGUACCUUUGGGAGAUGAUGUGGGCAUUAGAGUAUGACCCAGAGAUGUAUUCUCUAUAUGAAGAGCCUCAGUUCGAGGGAGAGAGAACUGAAGGUUCCUCCAAAGGUAAACCGAAGUCGAUAAACCAAUGUGGGAAGUACGAGAGAGAGAACAUGAAGAAUGGAGGGAAAAGCGCGGAAGGUCCUUUGCCUAUUUCGGUUUUCUUAGUGGCUAGUGUUUUGAAAGACAAGAGUUCUAAGCUAAUGACGGAAGCUCGAGGACUCGAUGACGUUGUAAAGAUCUUAAACGACAUAACUGGAAACUUAGAUGCUAAAAAAGCCUGUACUGGUGCAAUGAAACUUCACAAGAAAUAUCUGAAAAAGCAGGCUAAGAAAUAGCACCGGAGAAGAUUCGAGAGUAGUAGCGUUUUUGUAUGUUGUUGUUAAUACAAUAUUCGUUAACUCACAAAAUCCGGCGACAAAAAGUGACUGGCCCAGAGAUUUAACGAUUCCUUGGAUGACAAGCAGCUUUCUGAAGAAAAGAAGAAACCAUUGGAGCCCCAACUUACACGGCAACUUCUCGUUGUAAAACUGUUCAUACAAAUUCAUGUUGUAAUCUUUGUUUCCACACACAAAAAAGAACUAUCAUCGAUUCCUUUCUAAGUCAUUGUUGUAAGCCGGAUCAUAUAUGUAAAUAAGGAUGGAGUAUUUGAAUUCCAGGUCAGACAUGAGUAUACUGUAUAUGUUCAUAAAAGAAAUGUAAAACUUUUGUUUUUUUGCUA
Molecule: messenger RNA, 1985 nt
Organism: Capsella rubella
Lineage: Eukaryota; Viridiplantae; Streptophyta; Magnoliopsida; Brassicales; Brassicaceae
Product: TBC1 domain family member 15
Exons: 12
Coding region: 301-1602 (433 amino acids)
Biological process (GO): activation of GTPase activity
Molecular function (GO): GTPase activator activity
Source: RefSeq, a predicted model, not a curated record